CCUCGGCUUGUUUACAUCAUGUGAUAUAAUCACGAGAUGUUUGGUCUAAUCAUUUUUAUCUACAUGCCAGUAUAACACUACUAAAAUUUCAUCAGUCCGCAGUCGGCUACACCACGACACGUUACAAGUUACUUUAAUUUGAUCUUGAUUGUUAAUGUCAUCACUCAUCAACUAUAGUCUGUUCACUUUAAAUAAUAAAGUUAUUUAAAAUAAUAGCAUGAUAUUAUAGUUAAUAGGUAAAUAAUUCUAAUUAUUAUUAUUUAAUAAUUUCGUUGGCAUAAUAUUCAGUAAAUUACUCAUUUUAUGUGCCGAUUUUAAUGUUUCACUGGCAGUAGGUACCUAACUAAUUGUUGUAGAUAGAUUAUCUAUUGAUUAUUUAAAACAUAUUUUUAUUCGUUAAAAAUUCUAUAUUUGUGCUUAAUUAAUGUUAAAAGAAGAGGUAUCUCAAUAUUUUAGUAAUAUUAUGGAAAAGGAGUCAGAUAUAAGUGCUAGUAUAGCAGCAAUCACUACAUUAUUAAAAUUAUUGGAACAUGAUAAAUCUGAAACUGUACAAGAACUUGAUUUUAAUUUGCAAUCUGCAGUUGAAGUAAUUACAAAUAGUAGUUUCCGUGUUACUGGUGUGUCUUCUGGAUGUGCUUUAUUUAUGCGGUUUAUAACAUUUGCUAAGUUGGAUAAUAUUACUUUUGCGGAAUGUAAAAAAGUCAUGUUGGAUCGAGGAAAGGUAUUUUUGAAGAAACUUACUGAUGCGAGAAAUAAGGUUGCCAAAAUUACUCUUCCUUUCUUUGUUGAUGGCACUAAUAUCUUGACACAUUCAAAAUCUAGAGUAGUGCUAGAAGCCAUGAAAUUAGCUGUGAAUUCACAAAAAAGAUUUCAUGUUUUUAUAUCAGAAUCAUCUCCUGACAAAAGCGGAAUUGAAAUGUACAACUGCUUGAAGGCACUUGAUAUUCCUUGCACAUUGAUAUUAGAUUCUGCUGUUGGCUAUAUAAUGGAAAGGGUCGAUAUGGUUAUGGUUGGAGCUGAAUGUGUCGUAGAGAGUGGUGGAAUUAUUAAUAAGAUUGGAAGUUGUACUAUGGCUAUUUGUGCUAAAGAAUUUAAAAAACCUUUUUAUGUGCUAACAGAAAGUUAUAAGUUCUCACGAAUGUAUCCUUUGAAUCAGAAAGAUUUACCAAAUAAUUUCAAAUACACUGGAAACAAUUCAAAUGAUGAUAAUUUAUUAAAUGCUCACCCUUUGGUGGAUUAUACACACCCGUCAUACAUCAGCUUGCUUUUUACCGACCUUGGAAUUUUGAUGCCAUCGGCUGUAAGUGACGAAUUAAUAAAACUAUACUUAUAAAUGUACAAUACGUUUGGUGUGUUGAUUAAAUUAUGUUAACAAUAAUGUAAAAUUUUAAUAAAAAAUAUAUUAAAAUAAUUAAAAUUUAAAAUUAUAAUCUUAUUACACCAUUGAUAAUUGUGCUCUUUUUUCUAUGAAAUAUAUCACCUAUUAAUUUCA
Aphis gossypii (cotton aphid) is the source of this 1492-nucleotide messenger RNA. It is a transcript of the gene eIF2Balpha, whose product is annotated as translation initiation factor eIF-2B subunit alpha. Bases 425 to 1333 code for a protein of 302 amino acids. The transcript is spliced from 8 exons. Lineage: Eukaryota; Metazoa; Arthropoda; Insecta; Hemiptera; Aphididae. Gene Ontology annotation, cellular component: eukaryotic translation initiation factor 2B complex. Gene Ontology annotation, biological process: translational initiation. Gene Ontology annotation, molecular function: guanyl-nucleotide exchange factor activity; translation initiation factor activity. The record is from RefSeq and is a predicted model, not a curated record.